CGCACAGAAAGAAGUAAUUCUAGGUGCAAUUUAAUGAAGCAUGAAAGACCGGCUUUACAGUCAUAAAAUUUGAAGACGAUGCUGUACUGGAUCUUUAAAUCCUCGGAAAAUGGUUUUUUGUUCAAAAUACUUUUAAUUAGCGGGACGACAUUGUUGCGAGCUGUGCGGAUUAAUAAGUAGCUGAAUUUUACAGUUGAUGUAGUUCCGUUCUCUCGCAGUAAAGCAAAAUGGCGACGAAGAUGUCGUUCGGAAAUAUUUUCCAGCAGAAUAAAGUUGGCGCUGGUGCUGCAAGCGUGAGUGGGCAGGCCAGCGCCGAGGUGACACCUGAAUUGCACUUGAAGAUGUCCAAGAAAAUUGCUCAACUCACGAAGGUUAUAUAUGCAUUGAACACCAAGAACGAUGAGCAUGAAGCUGUUGUCCAAAACCUCAAAGAAGCACAUGAAGAGGAGCUCCAGCAACUGAUUCAACAGACCAAAGACAAAAUUGCAUCAUAUCAGAGUCGAAUAGGCCAAGAGGCAGAACUCAGACAAAAGAUCCAGUCCCUAGAAACCACCAUUAAAGAGCAGGAAAGACACAAGCAGGAGGCACUUGAAGAAUUCACCGAAUUCAAGCGCAAGGAAGAACAGAGACAAGCCUGCCUCAAGGCAGACCACUCUAAGACCGUGUUAGGUCUGUCACAAGACUUGCUUGCCAUCAAGAGGAACUUUGAGGACAGACUGCAGCAGUUUGAAGAGUCAAAACGGCGUGGAGAACUGGACAGGACAAAUGCCUUGGCAGAGCUACGGCAAGCGCAUGUCGAGGAGGUAGACAGCUUAAAAAAGCAGCUGCAGUCAGAGCACUCAGGACUCAGCAAGGAACGACAGGAGCUUAUUGAUCAGUACGAAUCAGAGAUCAAGAACCUGUACAGUCAAAAUAACGAGCUGAAGAACGAGAAGCGGCAGACAGUGGAAGACUAUGAGGCCAAGCUGAGCAAAGCCCAAGCCUUCUAUGAGCGGGAGCUGGCGGCACUUAAGGAUGGGGAGCUGCGGAAGAAUGCGGAGGAGUGGAAGGAGCGAGAGGCUGCCCUCAGGAGACAGGCUGCUGAAAGGCAACAUGAGCUGGAGAGGCAGAUUGAGAACAUAUCCAUGCAGCUAGCUGUCUGUGAGGAAGACCUGGUGGUGUACAAGAACAAGUUGACCCAAACACAAAGUGAACUUGCAUUGAGAGAAGGCGAUUCAGGCAGUCUAAGCAAACAGCUGGUUGAAGCCAAGCAUGAAGCAAGCCAGGCUAUCACCGGGCUCAAGCAGCUGGAAGGGGAGCUGGCUGCCUCCAGGGAAAGAUGCCAAGAACAAGCCAGUGACCUCAUCAAAAAAUCCAGUCAGAUUGGGACCCUAGAAGCCACUCGCCUGAGCAACGAGUCCACCAUGAAAGACCUGCGCUCAUCUCUUGCCAAACUGGAGGACAAACUGCAAUGGAUGGAGAAGGAAAGAGACAGCUUGGAGAACAGCAAGAAGAGUCUGUCAGAACGGCAACAUAGCCAGCUGAAGUCUCUUGAAAAGGCUUUGGAGGAGCUAUCCAUUGAGAAGCAAGUGAUGAAGGAGCGAUACGAGAAGGAGCUAGAGUCCAUUAAGAUCAGCAGUAAGGAGGAACGAGACAUACUGACAAGGGACCAUGAGGCACUAGUCAAGAAGAUGCAGGGAGAACAUAAGGAGGCUAGAGAGUUAGCAGUCACAAAGGCCGCCCAAGAACUUGCCAGUCUAAGACAGGAGUUGGAGAGCUCCCUGGAGGAAACCAGCCAACGACUAUCCCAGGAACGGGACGCCAUCCAAUCCCAGCUGGACCAGACUAGAGAGGAGCUGACCGUCCGUCUACAGUCAGCUGAGGCUGAGUGCAAACGCCUGCUGUCCAUCCUACACGAAAGCAAGCAGGGCCUAGGCUCGGCCAACUCAGAGAUCACCAGCCUGUCGAAGGUCAACCUGGAGCUGAAGGCAGAGCUGGAGGGUGUACAGAAAGAGUUACGGGAAGCCAAGAACCAAGGGCUCAUGUUCAGGACGGAGCUAGACAGAUUAAAACACACACAUGAGAGCAAGAUGGCAGAAGCAAAGGAGGAAAUGAAGAGUAAACUGAACCAGUUGUCAAAGGAUCUUGACGAACGCUGGACAGAUACUCUGAGGAGAGAGUGUGACAAACUACAGAGUGAGCUGACUGAGCAACACAGUAGUGACAAGAAGGCUGCCCUCCAGCAGCUGGCCUCGAUGAAGGAGCAAGAGCUGGUAGCCUCCAGGACAGGCUGGGAGAAUAAACUCAAGGAUCUUCUUCAAGAGAUCUCCCAGCUGAGGGAAGCCCUCCACAGCAAGGCGGAGCAGGCCCAGAAGGAAGUGGUGACCGUGCAGGGACUGGCUGACCAGAAGCUCAACAAGCUCAAGUUUGAGAUGGCCGCGGCAGCUGAGGAGCAUGCCCAAGCACUGAGCUUGCUGAAGGCAGAGAAAGAGAAAGAAGAGGAACGGUUGAGACAGGAGAAAGAGGCAGCAGUGGAGGAACUGGAACAGCGUCUCACUCGACAGUACAAAGAAGAUAUGGAAGAGCAAUUGAAAUCCCACAGGGCAGCCAUGGAGGCACUGAGGGAAGAAGCAGAGAGGUCCAGACAAAACGACCUCACCUCUAAGUCCACAGAGCACAGACAGGCGAUAGAGAGGAUGAAAUUGGAGCUAACACAGCGUCAAAUUGCUGAGAUGGACCAGCUAGCAAGAGCCCAUCGCACUCAGAUGGCUGCAGCAAAGAUGGAAUUGGAGAGAUCCAUAGAGCUCAAACAGCUACAGGAGAGGGAGCACAAGGCGCAGGAACUAGAAUUGAAGGAAGAUGUGAGGCAGAGAGACAAACAUAUUGACACUGUGGAAAAACAGCUGGGUGAAGUCAACCAAGACAUCAACAAAUUAAACAAGCAGCUGGAGUUCAAAGGUCAAGAAGUGUUAAAAGUCAAGAGUGAGGCUGAAGAACAGCUCAGGAGGCAAGAGCAGAGACUAGCUGAGGCCCACCACAGAGAUAUGGAUGCCCAGGCAGCCGAACACCUGCGGGAAACCCAGAGCAUGCUUGGAGAGUUUAACCGAGCCCAGGAACUCCUGAAGGACAAGAUAUCUGCCUUACAAAUCAUGUUGGAGGAGGCAGAGGAGAGAUACCAGAGUCGGGACUCCAGACCAGAAGAUCUUGAGCACAUCGCCCGUCUUAAGGAAACAGUGUCAGAGCAGGAGGCUGCCAUGCAGAAGCUUGUGGACGAGAAGCGUUACUUCCAGUUGGAACUCAUCAACCGAGAGACUAACUUCAACAAAGUCUUCAACACCAACCCUAAUGUUGGCGUGCUCAACCCUUUUGCCCACAAGAAGAAGAAAUCCUUAGAGACCAGGGAGGCCCCACGCUACGUCAGUGCUCCAAGCCUGAACACGAUGACUGUUAGUGGGUCUGGCUCUGGUGGAGGUAGCCCCAGCCAUCAACGCCUGGAUCCCCUGCCUGACUCGCCCAUCCAUGACAUCCAGCUUAACCCUAAGAAACCUCUUCAGAUGCCUCGUCCUCCCAAGACCAAGAAGUUCAUCAAUACGUGAUGCGGGCAAGUCUUGUUUAGGGUCACACUUACUUUUUUUAAUCUUCCUAUUGUCAUGCUUGGUAUGGUGCAUCUUUAGUGUUCCCAAUGCAAAUCUUAUCUCUGACCGUGCUUAUUGCAAUGUGAUUCUAUGCAAUUGUAAAAGUACCAUUGGGUGACGGUUUAAGAAACCCACCUAACACCAAACCUAACCCAACUCUAUAAAAAAACCAAUCCUAAUGGCACCUAAAACGUAUCAAUGAGUAUUCCGUCCCAGUCAAAUAUUAACCCAGCUAACCCCAAAUCGGCUUAACCCAUCCCCCACUAACCCAGUGUUAAACCUUACCCAAACCAAUUAUAAACCAACCCAAAUGGGUUUAAUUCACACCACAAUUGACCAGCUCGACCUAAGUAACAGCCCAACCCUUUUAAACCAAAAGCCAGCUCUGUUCUACGUAGGACAGUGUCCCUGAAUAUGUUUUGUAGCUCCUUACAAAUUCUCCAGUUUUCAGCAGAUUCCAAAGCAAAAGAGAUUUGAGCAUGUUUAUUCCUCCGUGCGGCUUAUCAUCUAUGCAAUAAACACUUCAGCUUAAGUGUCUUUAAAAGAAAUGGACUGUUUCACUGGUUUUGAUGGAUAAAAUGUUGUAAUUUUUACAAAUAUCAAGUGCAGCUAUCUCACCCGUCCAUUAAUUUUGUCAUCUUUUUUGUACAUCUUUGCAAAUAUAACUCCUAAUUUAAUUAGAUCAUUCAGCCAUAAAAUUAAUCUUUAUUAAUCAAACUCGAACCAAAAUGUAUUUGUCUUUUAUACUGUUCUAGCAUUUGAAAUAUCGUUAUAAAAAUUUACUGUACAUAUGUCAUAUAUUCUUAUUGAUAUUUGAAUUUAAUAAGAUUUUAAUUCUAGAAAUGUACAAAGACAGUACCUGUAUAUAAUUUCAAUGAAUAUCUGUAGGAUUCAAGUAGACACAAAACUGUAUAAAUCAUAAAGACACAGCAGCACAGUAUAUUUGCUGUAUUCAAAUAAUAUCAGAAUUUUUAUUUUUUCUGUGCCCCAUUACAGAAUAAGUCACAUCCAUCCAUAAGUAUCUUAUGUUCUUUUCAAACAAUGCAUUUGUUGAACUUGAGAAAUAAAGUCCUUCCGUCCAUUUGCUGUGGCAAUGAACAAA
Messenger RNA from Acanthaster planci (crown-of-thorns starfish), 4716 nucleotides. It is a transcript of the gene fam184a, whose product is annotated as family with sequence similarity 184 member A. Lineage: Eukaryota; Metazoa; Echinodermata; Asteroidea; Valvatida; Acanthasteridae. The record is from RefSeq and is a predicted model, not a curated record.